Molecule: messenger RNA, 1308 nt
Organism: Serendipita indica DSM 11827
Lineage: Eukaryota; Fungi; Basidiomycota; Agaricomycetes; Sebacinales; Serendipitaceae
Source: the annotation of a GenBank genome assembly
AUGUCCCUAAAAUUCAUGGCCGAGCGCGUCGCACAGGGGAACAGACUCUCAUACAGAGGAGCACCCUCGCAACACUCUCAGUCCUCGAGAAAGGGAAAGCGCGCCUGGCGCAAGAAUGUCGACAUUGACGAUGUCGAGCACGGCCUCGAGGAGCUUAGAGAAGAAGAGAGAGUCCUUGGCGCGCCACUGCACAAAAAGGCAGACGAAGAGCUCUUCACAAUCGACCUGACCGGCGACGAUAAGAUUCGCCGGCAAGUCAAGACAAGCAAGCCCUUGACCGCAUCUGUAAUCCUGGCCCAGCGCUCUGCGGUCCCAGCAGUCACCUCGAAGCGUCGGCAAGAUUUGAAAAAGUUUAAUGUCACGCGAGAGGAAAAGGAAAGACUCCGCCGGAUUGCCCACAAGCCGCGAGCAGGUCCAUUCAACUCUGUCCUCGACUCGUCAGAGGUUGGCCACGGGAGUGCAUUACUCGAACCGAGUGAAGCUGUCAAGAACAGUGGGACGUAUGACGUUUGGACGUCAAACGGAAGCAUUCCAACUGGCGGAGUGCCCAGGAAAAUUGCUCCACGGCACACCGAAAUCUCCGUACCCGCUGUGUCCACACCUCAUCAGGGCACCUCGUAUAACCCGCCACUCACAGACUACCGUAACCUCCUCCAAGAGGCACACGAGCGAGAGGAGCGAAGAGUGGAAGAGGAGGAGCGAUUGAAAGAGAUUAAGCAAAAGAUGGAUGCCGCCCGCUACGAGGUUGGAGCCCAGGACAAGGGAGGUGCGGAGGGAAUGCUCAUUGACGACGCGACAACUGUGAGCGGAGACGAAGAGGGCUCGCUACAGGAAGAGUCUGUUAUGCCUAGCCGUACGCCCACCAGGCGAAAGACGCCACAACAACGACGAAAGGCGCUUCGCGUGCUCGAAGAGCAUCAACAACUCAAGGCACGAGCCGCUCGGAAGAAGAUGCUUGUCACACUUGACCGGGCAAAGUCGCUCGCAAAGGAAAUUGACAACGCUCGUACGGAGCAUGAGCGCGAAGAGGCAGAGAGAAAGCUUGAGAGAUUAAAGCAAUUACACAAGGGUUUGAUGGGGACCAGGGUUGGCAAGCAUCGCGUUAUCGAACCAGAGGUUGACGUCCAACUCGGGGAGGACCUGGCCGAGACACUCACUGGACUCAAGACUGAAGGCAACUUGUUCCGCGACCGCUUCUUGAGCAUGCAGAAUCGGGCACUCAUCGAGCCCCGAGCCCGAGUCGCUCCGACGCGUCGCAAGCACAAAGUCAAGGAGCUCGAAAAGUUUGCAUGGAAACGCUUCUCGUGA